CAUCUCUGCACAUGAGUUGUUUUCACAGAAUCUGAAGCUGUACCUCGGAAAUAAAAUCUCUGACUGAACAGAGCAGCAACUCUCUCUCAGACACAUCAAGACUCGAAGCAACACAGUGUGUGAGCAGCAGGAGUCAUGUCACUCCGGUUCCUAACUCUGCUUUUUGGCCUGGGUUUGACGGCAGCUGCACUAACAGGGGAAACAGAAACUGAUGUUGAUGAAGGUCAUGACUGGGACAUCUUCGACAUCAAUCAAGCGGCCGAGCUGGACCUGCUGGAGGGAGAUAUCGACAUGCCAUCGGGCAGAAACUCCAUCAUAGGAGAUUCGUUUCGCUGGCCAACAACCAUUCCUUACUACCUGGAGGACAGCCUGGAAAUGAAUGCAAAGGGAGUGAUCCUAAAGGCCUUUGACCAGUACAGACUGAAGACCUGUAUUGACUUCACACCAUGGAAUGGAGAAAAGAACUACAUCUCUGUGUUCAAAGGCAGCGGAUGCUUCUCCUCUGUAGGGAACCAGCAGGAGGGAAAGCAGCGAUUGUCCAUUGGUAAUAACUGUGAUCGUCUUGGAACUGUUGAGCAUGAGUUCCUGCAUGCUCUUGGAUUUUGGCACGAGCAGUCCAGAGCUGAUCGUGAUGAUUACGUCAACAUCAUGUGGGAUCGCAUUGAACCUGGAAAAGAGCACAACUUCAAGACAUAUGAUGACAAAGUGUCCAGUGCUCUGGGCGUCCCCUAUGACUACGGUUCAGUGAUGCACUACAGUAAGACUUCCUUCAACAUCGGCUCUGAGCCCACCAUCGUAACCAACAUCCCCUCUUUCAUGGAUGUGAUUGGUCAGAGGAUGGGGUUCAGUGCUAGUGACCUAACCAAACUCAACCGUCUCUACAAAUGCACAGAGUCCUCCACCUUUGUGGACAGCUGUGACUUUGAACAGGAGAACAUCUGUGGGAUGAUCCAAAGAAAUGGGAACAAAAAGUGGGAACAACGCAGUUCUGUGAGUGGAGGGCCUCAGCACGACUUCACCGCCAUGGGACAAUGCAAAGGGAAAGGCUUCUUCAUGCACUUCAGCACAGCCUCUACUGAACCUGGGCACCAGGCCUCUCUGGAGAGUCGCUGGCUUUACCCCAAACCUGGAGCUCAGUGUCUGCAGUUCUUCCUCCAUAACACGGGGGCGGCUGAUGAUGUUCUCAACAUCUGGGUGCGAGAGUACGACAAGGCCACACCCAGCGGUAAACUGAGCCUCUUCAAGAGCAUUUCAGGAGGUGUCAUGGGUUCCUGGGAGCUGCAUAAUGUCGAUCUGAGCGUGACAGAGAAGGCCCGUGUGGUGUUUCAGGCCGUGAGGGGAAAGAGUCCAUCGAGUGGGGGUUUCUCUCUUGAUGACAUCAACCUGUCGUCCACAAAGUGCCCUCAGCACGUCUGGCGCAUCCGCAACAUCACCAGCCUGAUGGCCAGCACACCAGCAGGAGAAAAACUGUACAGCCCUCGCUUUCUCUCUCCAGCAGGUUACUCCUUCCAGGUUGGAGCAUAUCUAAAUGGAAGAAGCGACCGUCAGGGGUACAUGGGCCUCUACUUCCAUCUGACCUCAGGCCCCAACGACCACAACCUAAAGUGGCCUUGCCCCUGGCAGCAGGCGACCAUGGCCCUGAUGGAUCAGCAUUCUGACAUCAGAGAGCAAAUGAACAUGCACCGAAUGGUCACCACUGACCCUGAUAAGGUGUCCAGUGAUGGUACUGAGUACUACUGGGAUGACCCAAGGAAAGUGGGGUCGAAAGUGACGCAGUCUGAUGGCAGCUUUUACUAUCGAGGCCCAGGAACCGGGACCUCAACCUUCAUCACACACAGCAGGCUGAGGAGCAGACAGUUCAUCAAAGGAGAUGAUGCCUUCUUCUUGUUAAGUCUGGAUGAUAUAUCUGACCUGCUGCAACCUCAGCCUCGUCCUCGCUCUGCAGACUAUGCUGAAGCCAGUGCGAUGAAGGCUGUAGACCAAGACACUCCACAGGCAGCAGCUAGUAACCUCAUGGUGAUCGUGGUUGUGGCGAUGUCUGUGUCAGCAGCCAUUUUUGUGGUUUCCACACUACUUCUUGGCCAGGCGUGGAGGGUGAGGAGAAGACAGCGAGGGAGUGACGAUGUGGUGACAUUACAUGAUAUGCAAUUCACUGAGCACCCGACCAAAGACUUACCCUCAGUUCUGAUCUCUGCAUGAGCUCCUCACUGACCAGAGCAGAGGACGCUUCACAUCUCUGCACAUGAGUCAUUUUCACAGAAUCUGAAGCUGUAUCUCGGAAAUAAAAUGUCUGACAGGA
Limanda limanda (common dab) is the source of this 2299-nucleotide messenger RNA. Its product is annotated as meprin A subunit beta-like. Gene Ontology annotation, biological process: proteolysis. The transcript has 16 exons. The coding region runs from base 136 to 2199 and encodes 687 amino acids. NCBI's taxonomy places the organism in Eukaryota, Metazoa, Chordata, Actinopteri, Pleuronectiformes, Pleuronectidae. Gene Ontology annotation, molecular function: metalloendopeptidase activity; zinc ion binding; protein binding. The record is from RefSeq and is a predicted model, not a curated record. Gene Ontology annotation, cellular component: membrane.